AUGACAGUAAUUCUUCCCGAAGGCACCGGCAGCAAGUAUACUAGCAAAUGUGAACCAUGGUCAUCGGCUCUUGGACACGUCCCUGGCUCGGAUUACUUUAGACAGUUGAAGAAUCCUCGCGAAAUCAAUUAUCAAGAUUAUCUAAAGUUCUGCACAGCAGCGGAAGUCUGCCGACUGAAUGCCGCUGUUUUGUAUGAUCUAGAGACGAAAGGUUCGGACUACGGUGUCAGAGAGUUUUCGCAACCAAGUUUACAUCAAGGAUUUACAUCAGCUGAGAAUGAACUUAAAAGACUUCUCGAUGGAAGGGAUAUAAAUGAUGAUGGUGCUGCUAACUUCCAGGUACCUCGACUCCAAAAUAAUCGUAUCGAUUUGGAAGCACUUUCUGACGCAGAUUUCCGUACGAUGUUCAGAUUUACCGAUAAAGGUGAUUCAGAGUCUGAUCCUGCUUCUUCAACAUCAUCCACAGGAUCCGUCUGGGAUAUAUCCUCAAUCGACAAUCUCUGA
Messenger RNA from Lobosporangium transversale, 504 nucleotides. RefSeq lists its product as hypothetical. The transcript is spliced from 4 exons. NCBI's taxonomy places the organism in Eukaryota, Fungi, Mortierellomycota, Mortierellomycetes, Mortierellales, Mortierellaceae. Bases 1 to 504 code for a protein of 167 amino acids. The record is from RefSeq and is a predicted model, not a curated record.